Molecule: messenger RNA, 1029 nt
Organism: Apiotrichum porosum
Lineage: Eukaryota; Fungi; Basidiomycota; Tremellomycetes; Trichosporonales; Trichosporonaceae
Gene: CFD1
Product: cytosolic Fe-S cluster assembly factor cfd1
Exons: 2
Coding region: 1-1029 (342 amino acids)
Biological process (GO): iron-sulfur cluster assembly
Cellular component (GO): cytosol
Molecular function (GO): ATP binding; ATP-dependent FeS chaperone activity; 4 iron, 4 sulfur cluster binding
Source: RefSeq, a predicted model, not a curated record
AUGGCAGAGACACUCGAGACCCCCGUGUCCCGCCGCUUGGCAUCCGUCAAGAACAUUGUCAUUGUCCUCUCUGGCAAGGGCGGUGUCGGCAAGUCGUCCUCCUCGGUCCAACUUGCGCUGUCGCUCCUCAACACCUCGCCCACGACCCGCGUCGGUCUGCUCGAUUUGGACCUCACGGGCCCCUCGCUUCCGCGCAUGGUCGGCCUCGAUGUGCCCGAGGCAAGCGUGCACCAGUCGUCUGCCGGCUGGGUGCCCGUGUACGUCGACCAAGAACGGCGGCUGGGCGUCAUGUCGAUCGGCUUCCUGCUCGCCAACCGCGGCGACUCGGUCGUGUGGCGUGGUCCCAAAAAGGACGGCAUGAUUAGGCAGUUCUUGUCUGAGGUGCGCUGGGGCGACCUCGACUACCUUGUCAUUGACACGCCGCCGGGUACGAGUGACGAGCACAUUUCGCUGCUCACGCACCUCCACCCGCUGUUCACCCCCACGGCCGAGCGGCCCACCACCCCGUCCGCGGUCCUCAUCACGACCCCGCAGACGACGGCUCUGAACGACGCCCUCAAGUCGCUGUCGUUCACGCGCAAGCUCGCCCUCCCCGUCCUGGGUCUCGUGGAGAACAUGGCCGGAUACGUGUGUCCGUGCUGUGGAGAGAUUUCCGACACCUUUGGUCGUGGUGGCGGCGAGGCCAUGGCCCACCGCGAGAGCAUCCCGUUCCUCGGCCGUGUGCCCAUCGACACCCAGCUUGUCACCUUGCUCGACGCAGUGUCAAAGGGUGAAGUGCCCGGUGCCGAUGUCGCCAAGCCCGAGGCCCAAAAGGUUGCCGAGGCCGCGGGCGAGGCUCCAGCCGAUGCCCUCGCGUCCGCUUCUAUCGACGACAAGGAGGACGGCAAGGCCGAGCACGAGCACUUCCCUCUCCUGGACAAGUACCUUGCCACGACGAGUUCAAAGGUCUGGGCCGACAUUGCCGGUGACGUUGUGAAGCGCGUCGACGACCGCCGUGCACAGAUUACGGCAAAGCUCAACGAGCAGUAG